AUGCCCCUAGGCCUGCAGGGGACAGCCUUUGGAAAGGACAUGCAGGUCCACCCGCGACCCUGGGGCCACGCGGGAGCCAGCGAGCCGGGCCCCACGGGAGGGGGAGGAGCAGGGCUCGGCCGUCGCCGGAUCGCCCUCGGUUCGGCUCGCCGCGCUCCGCCGCGGCCUUCGAAGGACCGUCCCGUGGCCCCUGAGUGCGCCCUCCGCGCCCUGCCACAGCGGCUCCGCUUCCCCAGGGCGCACUCAGCUCGGGCCGGCGGCCAGGAGGGCGCAGGCUCACCGGCCCCCGGAGCUGCCGAGGGAGAAGCCGGGGACCCGCGGGGGUGCCGCGUGACCGGGCCCCGGGCCUCCCGCCGGGGGCGUGUCUUCGGCCCGCCCCGCCCCGGCCCCGCCCCGCCGGCCGGGACCCGCGCGGCCGCCUCCGUCCCGGAGCCACAGCCAGCGCCGCCGUCGCCGUCUCCGACUCGGCUCGUCCGGCCCCGCCGCCGCCGCCGCCGCCGCCGCCGCCGCCAUGCCCGGGGGAGCCGCAGCGUGGCCUCGCGGCCCGCCAGCCGCCCCGCCGCGCCCUCUGCCGCGCACCCGCCUGCGCACCCGCCGCCCUCGGCCGCGGCCCCCGCCCCCGCCCCGUCGGGCCAGCCCGGCCUGAUGGCGCAGAUGGCGACCACCGCCGCCGGAGUGGCCGUGGGCUCGGCUGUGGGCCACGUCGUGGGCAGCGCCCUGACCGGAGCCUUCAGUGGGGGGAGCUCAGAGCCCGCCCAGCCUGCCGCCCAGCAGGCCCCGGCCCAUGCUGCCCCGCAGCCCCUGCAGAUGGGGCCCUGCGCCUAUGAGAUCAGGCAGUUCCUGGACUGCUCCACCACCCAGAGCGACCUAACCCUGUGCGAGGGCUUCAGCGAGGCCCUGAAGCAGUGCAAGUACAACCACGGUCUGAGCUCCCUGCCCUGAGAGACCAGAGCAGAUUGGGUGGCCAGCCCUGCACCCACCUCCACCCCCUCCCACCGACAGCUGGACCAUGACGUCAGAUUGUACCCACCGAGCUGGGACCCAGAGUGAGGAGGGGGUCCCUCAUCCCACAGAUGACCUGAGAUGAAAAUGUGCAAUUAAAAGCCUUUAUUUUAGCCGAA
Molecule: messenger RNA, 1121 nt
Organism: Capra hircus (goat)
Lineage: Eukaryota; Metazoa; Chordata; Mammalia; Artiodactyla; Bovidae
Gene: CHCHD10
Product: coiled-coil-helix-coiled-coil-helix domain containing 10
Exons: 5
Coding region: 1-942 (313 amino acids)
Biological process (GO): mitochondrion organization
Cellular component (GO): nucleus; mitochondrion
Source: RefSeq, a predicted model, not a curated record